GUCGCGUCCGUCGUCUGCAUGCAUCGCGUCUCAUGUCCUGCAGGACCCUCUACACUAUUCGUUCUCGCUAAUGGUCUCAAAUGCAGUGACUCUUCUCUAGUCUCUUCCCCCUUCGCACCCUUAGGUGCCGUACGUUCACGCUCAGGUGGCCCAUCUCCGUCCCAACGUCGUAAAACGCAGGAGUACAAAGCUCGACAACAGAAAGGGGAGUGGUACUCCGGCCAAGAACAUAAGACUGUGAUCUCCGAGACUCAGAAGAUCAUCAAUAGGUAUUCUAAACGGGCAGGCGAUGGCCCCCAGAAAUGGACACACGAGAAGGGUGCGAGGACGGAGGAGUUGAGGUUGGUGAACAAGUUGUUUGAUGCGACAACUCUGCCUUGGACGGCUCCUUUAGCGGAACAACUCAACCAACCGGGGGAUACGGGGAUGGGCGUCAUGGAGGAUGAGGAACGCAACGACUUGCCUCCCGGUGUGGGACACGGUUCCCUCGUACAGAUUUGCACGAGUGCAAUGUUUGAUUUUGGUAUUGUCUUAUAUGACGGCCACUCAGAGCACGGAUAUAACGUCUACUCCCUCUCCGAGCGAGGCGAUCUCCGCAAACAUACCCCAAACGACAUCAUGGGCGCUAUCCCGAACGUCUUCGACAAGGACCUCGUCUCCCGGUGCGGCAGAGAUGAUGUACCAGUCGAAAGCCGGCACAUUAUGGCUCGGAUCGUCAUCCUGCGUCGGCUCCGGGAAAUUCGCAAAGAAACGGAGGACAUAUUCAACGGUCUCGCUCUUCCUUUCUCCACGCUUUACUCCUGCGUUUGCCACUCCGACCCCGACAAAUGGACGGACAUCACGGUCGACCAAGUCGCCGACAUCGUACUUCCUAACCAUCGAAACCUCAAGCCGUGGCGACAUGCUCUGACGAUGCUCUGCGUACAAGAACAUAUGAUCCGGCGCUCGAGCGAGUAUGUCAUGGUUCGGACUUCGUUCUACGAGAGGAAAAUGGUCCACGUCCGGCCUAAAUCACACGUCGAGCGACUACAGAACGUUCACCAGAUGAUGACGAAACGAACUACGGAUCCCAGGCUACGAGCGUUCACGGAGAAGGCGCGCCGUCUCAUUCAGAAGAACAGAGCUAUCCAAGCUGCAUCCAAGGACGAACCGCCAUCGCGUAUCUUGUCGGAGGAGGAUUCGUUCACGGAGGACGACCGUAUGAUCAUCCGAUUCUUGAUGGAGUCGAUGCACCUUAUGCGUGGGACUCAGGUUGAUCCAUACCAGUCCCUCGUCUGUGCUAUCGUCAAGGGUAUCGACGGAAUGUAUGAAGGCGACGUCAAUAACGAGCAGGUGCACCAGGUUCUGGUGGAGCUGGGCAUAUACGCACCGUGGCAGGACUAUGUAUCCAAUCGUAUAGAGCUCGACUUGGACCAGGAGAGCGAAGAGGAGUCUCCACGCGUCAAGGAGACGGCAGAGCUCUUGCAACGCGGAAUGCUUGCCCGACCUACGCAGACGUCUAACUCUGCGCUCUUGGGACCGGAAGAUUUGUAUCCCUCGGACCGCAUGGCGAGCAUUCGACACGAUUUCGGAGACCUUCCUGCGUAUGUCAUUGACGAUCAUGGAGCAGAAGAGCUCGACGACGCGGUCUCUGUCGAGACUAUACCCGAAGAGCCACAGAAUCUCUGGAUCCACACGCACAUCGCCGACCCUACGUAUCUCUUGCCGCCUACGCAUCGCGUCGCACAGGAAGCCAGCCGUUUCGGCGAAACGCUAUAUUUCGUACAUCGUACAUGGCCCAUGUUACCCCGCGCUCUCGUCGACCAGUCGCUCUCGAUAGGCGAUAUGGCCGCACAGGGCAAGCCCGAACUGACGCUGACCUUCAGCACGAAGAUCGACGAGAACGGCGAGAUCGUGGACUACAAGGUUCGCUCUGGACUGCUUCGAAACGUCCGCGUCCUCAGGUACGACGACGUGGACAAGACGAUUGGAUUGCCCACUGUGCGAACGGGGAUAUCGUACCCGUUAGGACGUACGCACACCCCCAUCAAGGAACCCAUUACAGUCGACUUUUCCGCUCAGGACCACGAGAAUUUCCGCCUCCUGCGCCUCUUCGUCCGACGCAUGCAAGAUCGUAUCCAGCGACUCCCCAUCGCUAUGUUCACGACACCCCGAGCCUCGCUCUAUGUCACUCCCAAACCACUAGCCCCAAGUAACCUCACGGUCAAGCACUCGACGCCCUUCCGAGGGUUCCCGGACAUCGCGUACGUGGUCGACAAGAACGCGAUGGACGACCACCAUGCGGGAAGUCGAGCUAUCAUCGCAGAGGCCGCGAAACUCGCUUGUCGAGUCGCGUCGCUCUAUUGCCUGGACCGAGGGGUCCCUAUGAUUCGACGAGGAUCUCCACGACCGCUGAUGCUCUCAGAUUCAGAUUUCGAGAGAAUGUUGAGCAUGAGGGAUGAGCACGGGUUCGUGAUGUUCUGGGAGGCGGCGAGCCUUCACGCCAAGAUUGGAGCUGCGACGACCGGGUUGGAACCGAUGGAGCAUUGGGCGAUGGGUAUUCCGGGGAACGAGGGCUACGUUCGAGUCACAUCGCCACUCCGGCGAUAUCAAGACUUGCUGGCACAUUGGCAGAUCAAGGAGUCUCUCUUGAACGACGCGGGCCACGGGACAGGCUCCGGCAAGCCUAUUCUCUCCGCGCAGGACCUGCUUUAUUAUAUGGAGAGCACCCGGUACAACGAAAUGAACAGGAGGCGUUUGUUCUCCCAACAUGCCACUUAUUGGAGCCUUAUGACCAUCAAGCGCUGGUUUGCGGAGCAGCCUGAAGGACUGAACGCGUUGGGUGUGUUGGAGGCGAGACCUUUGGCGAUUCCGAAAACUGAUAGGUUGACAGCUGAGAAGCAGCAGCUGGUCAGCAUUCCGAGCUUGGGCAUCCAGGCGUUUCUGGUGGAGAAGGGGCCCUUGAAUACGGUCCUUGGGGCCCCGUUGAACGUCAAGGUGGACCGUGUCCUUGUGGGUUCGGCGUCGAGAAUGAUGGUGACGUUGGCUUAGACUGAGGGUGCACAUUCGUAUUGUAGCUAUAGGAUAUUUUUAUUUAGUUUUUGAAUAAUUCAUGCUCCCACAUCC
Molecule: messenger RNA, 3105 nt
Organism: Stereum hirsutum FP-91666 SS1
Lineage: Eukaryota; Fungi; Basidiomycota; Agaricomycetes; Russulales; Stereaceae
Product: RNB-domain-containing protein
Exons: 2
Coding region: 19-3030 (1003 amino acids)
Biological process (GO): mRNA catabolic process
Cellular component (GO): exosome (RNase complex); P-body
Molecular function (GO): 3'-5'-RNA exonuclease activity; RNA binding
Source: RefSeq, a predicted model, not a curated record